This is a messenger RNA of Humulus lupulus (European hop), 1041 nucleotides long. RefSeq lists its product as uncharacterized. Lineage: Eukaryota; Viridiplantae; Streptophyta; Magnoliopsida; Rosales; Cannabaceae. The transcript has a single exon. The record is from RefSeq and is a predicted model, not a curated record. Bases 1 to 1041 code for a protein of 346 amino acids.
AUGGUAGCUCGAAUUAGAGUUUGGAGCUCUCGGCAUAUUUCAUAUGCAGGUAAAUGUACUCUCAUUAAUUCUGUCCUGCUGACCAUUCAUACUUAUUGGGCUCAAAUUUUAAUUCUUCCAAAGUUCAUCGUUGAUAGAAUCAAUAGCAUUUGUCGUGCUUUUCUUUGGAAGAGUAAUUCAAACUCUUGUGGUUCGGGUCUUGUUGCUUGGAAGAAUGUCUGCCUUCCUAAAGAUGAAGGGGGGCUGGGUUUUCGUGAUAUAGAUCACUGGAACAUUGGAGCAUUGAGUAGGUAUGUUUGGGAUAUAGUCAAAAAGAAAGAUAACCUCUGGGUUCGUUGGGUUCACUCUGUUUAUAUCAAAGGUGAUUGUUGGUGGAGUUAUGAGGCUCCUCAAAAUGCAAGCUGGUAUUGGAAAAAGAUAGUUAUGGUUAAGAACAUCAUCAAGAACAAAAUGGAAGAAUCUAUCUUCACCCAAAUGAACUUUAGUAUCACUAAAGUUUGCUCUUUGCUUUGGCUGAAAUCAAAUGUCAGGAAGGUUUGGUUCUCUUCCAUUUGGAAUCGGCUAAGUACUCCCAAGCACAAGUUUAUCACUUGGCUUGCUUGUUUAAACAGGUUACAAACUAGAGAGAGACUUCUUAAAAUUGGACAGAUUGUUGAUGCUAAUUGUCUUUUUUGUGGUGCUCAUUUGGAGUCGCAUCUUCACCUCUUCUUCAGAUGUCAUUUUAGCUCUACUGUGGCCCAAAUUAUCUUUACUUGGGCAGAUUUCAAAGUGCAUAAAUUGGAGCUUGAAGCUUGUAUCAAAAAGAUCAAGAGGUCGAAGCAUUCCAAAUUCCGAAGAGAGGUCUAUCUUGCCAUUGUGAAUAGCCUUGUAUAUAAUCUUUGGGAAGCUAGGAACAAUACUCUGUGGAAUGAUAAUGUGUAUACAGUUCAUACUCUUGUACAGAAAAUUAAAAGAGGAAUUUGUAUUAGGUUUUCUCUUUUUAAAAAUGAGAAAACUAGUCAUAGUGAUUGUAAUUGGUUUGAGCAAUUGAGCCAUAUCUAG